Molecule: messenger RNA, 537 nt
Organism: Lactuca sativa (garden lettuce)
Lineage: Eukaryota; Viridiplantae; Streptophyta; Magnoliopsida; Asterales; Asteraceae
Biological process (GO): DNA repair; telomere maintenance
Molecular function (GO): DNA helicase activity
Source: RefSeq, a predicted model, not a curated record
AUGAUCAUAUGGGAUGAAGCUCCAAUGAGUGAUCGCCGCUGCUUCGAGUUUCUUGAUAAAUCACUAAAAUAUGUCCUUGAAAAUGAUAACCAUCUUUUUGGUGGGAUGUUAAUACUCCUAGGAGGUGGCUUUCGACAAAUGCUUCCUGUUCAACCUAAAAGUAGAAAAUCACAAAUAAUUUUUGCCUCAUGGCUGCUCGAUAUUGGAAAUGGAAAUAUCGAAACACCAGAAAGGAAUGAUCCGGAAAGCACAAACAUUAUACAAAUCCCUCAGCGUUUCCUUAUCCAAUCAAGAGACAAAGCAUUAGAAUCACUAAUACAUUUUGUAUAUGGAAAAGAUAUAAUUUCCAAUCCAUCACCUCAGGAUUUAUCUGUUAGAGCCAUUAUUCGUCCAAAAAAUGAAACUGUUGAUCAAGUCAAUGCUUUGAUACUAUCAAAAACCGGUGGUCAAGGGGUGGUGUACAACAGUUGUGAUUCCAUUAAAUCACAAACCCAUGAUAACUUAGAAUUAGAUGCCUUAUAUCCCAAGAGUAUUUAA